UUGGCUCAGGGCGUUGACGCGCGGCGGUCGCUAGGCGACAGCACGCAUGAUUCGAGGCGUUGGGAGGCGGGGCGUGUCAGUGAAUCCAGGACCAAUCCGUGGCUGGGGCAGGUAUGAUAGGGCGGGGCAUCCUCUCGCCAAUCGGAAGUGCUAGGGGGCGCGCCUGCCAGUCUGUGGACGUCACGGCGCCAUGAACAUCUUGCCCAAGAAGAGCUGGCACGUCCGGAACAAGGACAAUGUCGCCCGCGUGCGGCGCGAUGAGGCCCAGGCCCGGGAGGAGGAGAAAGAGCGCGAACGGAGGGUGCUGCUCGCUCAGCAAGAGGCCCGCACAGAAUUCCUGCGGAAGAAAGCCAGGCAUCGGAACUCGCUACCGGAGCUCGAAGCAGCAGAUGUGGGGGCCCCGAGUUCUGGCCCUGUGGACCUGUUUCGGGAGCUGCUGGAGGAGGGGAAAGGGGUGACCGGGAGCAACAAAGAGUAUGAGGAAGAAAAGCGACAGGAGAAGGAGAAGCAGGAGAAAGCUCUGGGCAUCCUGACGUACCUGGGCCAGAGCGCAGCAGAAGCCCAGACUCAGCCCCCUUGGUACCAGCUGCCCCCAGAGCGAGGGGCGCCCCCGCCCGGCCCAGGACCAGAUGUGAAGGUCAAGAACCGCCUGGACCCUCUGCUGGAGAUGCAGAAACAUUUGGGGAAGAAGAGAAGGCACAGCGGUGACCACGGCGGACGCAGCAGAAGGGAAGCGAGGCCUGAGAAACAGCGGCCCAAGAUGUAG
Myotis lucifugus (little brown bat) is the source of this 766-nucleotide messenger RNA. RefSeq names its product leukocyte receptor cluster member 1 (gene LENG1). The record is from RefSeq and is a predicted model, not a curated record. Lineage: Eukaryota; Metazoa; Chordata; Mammalia; Chiroptera; Vespertilionidae. The transcript is spliced from 3 exons. The coding region runs from base 191 to 766 and encodes 191 amino acids.